This is a messenger RNA of Ostrinia nubilalis (European corn borer), 1606 nucleotides long. RefSeq lists its product as uncharacterized. Bases 963 to 1580 code for a protein of 205 amino acids. The record is from RefSeq and is a predicted model, not a curated record. The transcript is spliced from 3 exons. NCBI's taxonomy places the organism in Eukaryota, Metazoa, Arthropoda, Insecta, Lepidoptera, Crambidae.
AGUGAUCCUUUAUUGACACAAAUAAUAAUGUAAAUUACAUUCAUGUAAGUUUGACCGUUUACUUACUUUAUAAAACGCGUAAAAUAUAGCAAAUCUUCGACUUACAGGUGCUUGAAACCUAACGCCUCAACUCUGCUGAAGUGCUGAUAUCUCAUUGCAAAGAAUAAUAAUAAUAGUAGUGGCGACACUGAUUUUAAAAAAAUAGGAACAAAUUCUUAAUUAACAUUUAUUUGUAUUUCUUACACGAAAUGGUUUUUGACCUGUCACCAAAUUUUAUAGGUACUUAUUAUUUACCUUCUUCUGCCCACAGCUUCGACCGGCUUAUUUCACUAUUCCCCGUUGACAAUCCCCGUUAACGCCAAUUGGAGCUUAUAAUGGGGAAUGAUGAACUAAAAAGUUCAUUAAUCCCCGUUAUAUUAGGAUUUUAUUUUGAACGUAACGGGGAUUAAUGAACUUUUUAGUUCAUUAUUUCCCAUUAUAAGCUCCAAUUGGCGUUAACGUUAAAGUUCACUAAUCCCCGUUGACGGGGAUUAUCAACGGGGAAUAGUGGAAUAAGCCCUUCAACCGCAUGGAUUUCAAUCUGUCAGUAAAAAGUAACUAUUCAAUAUAUUCAAAUCUUUUUAUCUAAAGUCUCUAACUUUUUAAAGAUAGAGAUAAAAAUAUAGAAAAUUAGUAUGAGCAGCGCACGCGGAUUUCCGCAGUGUGAAUUUCCAUGCAUUAUUAAAUUACUACAUAUUUGUAUUGUAUUACAAUCAAUGUAUAUUAAUUUAUGUAAGUGUAGUCUGAUGGUUUGUUUAAUAUUGCCAUGCCUAACACACAAAGAAUGAUUGAUGAUGACAAACAUUUGUCAGAAGUAGACAAAGAUAGUUUGUAAAGAACCGACGACGUCGAAACAAGCGGAGGCACGUCAUCAAUGGCGGCUUCUCUCACCAGUAAGUGAGCAAGGAGGGAGUUCCAAGUUUAUGGAGGAGAGCGAGCGCGGGCUGCCGGCGUGCGGCGCACGGCAGGCAUGUGGGACGCUGCUGCAGCGCUACUGGCGACCACGCGCUCUGCUGCGCCUGUGUCGCUGCCGCAAUCGCGCGCGCUGCCUCGCGCCCGCGCCGCCCGAGCGAACGAUGUCGCUCAACAACCACGCGGAGUUACAGUUUUGCUCGUCGACCACCGAUUGGCCUCAAUGUGGAUUCGGGGAAACAUCUCUUGUCGUUGAAUCCGAUUACGAUCGCAUGAAUCCAGACGAGUUAGAAGAGAUGCACCAUAGAAAUAUACAGCUCACUCCACCCAAUAUCACAGUCAACUGCCAAUGCCUACAGCCCUAUUACUGGAAGUUGAAAGCGAAAUCGGAGGGGACUCGAAGUUACCAGUGCGGUUUUCUACCAGUUUGCCGAACUGGGGAGUUUUGCGGCAAUGUAACCAGCGACUUGUACGCGUUAUACCAGUCGUGUCUGUGUCCACGUCAUCACAUCUGUGUGCACAACGGUGGCGUCGUUUACCAUGAUAUAUCUGAGAUCCUGUACGAAGGACAAGGAUGGAAAGCUUACUGUCAAAAAGUAAAUGAUACUGACAGUUAUGAAGAUUAUUAGAAAUAGCUACAUUACUCACUUGUACC